AUGGCAAGUGGAGGAAACACGGAUACUACCGAACGUAUAACUCGAAACGAGUUAAACAAGAUGAUCUCGGAUGAAGUAACGAAGGCGAUUGAUGCAAACAUGUCAAAACUAGCACAAAAAGUGGAGGGCCAAGUACUAAGUACGGUAGAAAAUAUGAUCACGAGCAAAGUGGAUGAAUUGAAGGAAAUGAUAGCCGGAAUUCAAGGCAAGAAAGAGGCAAGACGGUGCACCUACAAGGAUUUCAUGGCAUGUAAGCCUACAACCUUUAAUGGGGAAAUUGAUCCCAUAGAAUGCCAAAGAUGGAUAGCUAACAUGGAAGGGGUGUUCAUUCGAAGUCAUUGUGACAAGGAAGAUCAAGUCAUGUUUGCCAUGGGGCAACUUUUACGAAGGGCUAAAGAUUGGUGGGACUCGUAUAGUAAGGAGAUCGGAGAGAAUCGAGUUCAAACUUUGACUUGGCAAGAAUUCAAACAACCUUUUAUCAAGUACCAUUGUCCACAAUCAGCGGUGGAUCGAAUCCAAGAAGACUUUCUCCGACUCCGACAAAGAGAUGAAUCUGUCAAUGAGAUCACGAACACCUUCCUUGAUCAACUGAAGUUUUGUGAAGAAAUAGUUGGAACGGAGAGAAAGAAGAUUAUCCGUUAUCAUGGCAUGCUUAAGGCUGAAAUUUGGGAGUUCAUAACUCCUCCAAAAUGCGAAACUUUGGACGAGAUCAUUGAUCUAGCGAGGGAUAGGGAAAUUGAAAUAAAGAGGCAAGACGAACGUGGAGAGAAAAGGCAAGUCGAGAAGGGGUCAACGCAAGGUUCUUCUAAGAAACCCAAGACGCACGAUCAAGGGAAGAAAGAAGCUUCCAAAGGCGGGUUUCCACGAUGCAAGACAUGUGGAAAACCCCAUUCCGGUGAAUGUUUAUUGGGAAGGAAGGGGUGUUACAAUUGCGGACAAGAAGGGCAUCCGUACUAUAACUGUCCGAAUCCCAAAAGGGUAUGCUACAAUUGUAACGAAUCGGGCCAUGUGAAAGCUGACUGCCCAAAGCUUAAACAAGGGGUGAAGAAGGAAGGAAAGAAAGAAGAACCCGCGAAAGCUAAGGGAAGAAUGUUCCAAAUCUCCACGGAAGAAGCAAGGGCUCACCCGAAUGUGGUCUCAGGUAUCUAUAUGAUAAACUCUAUACCCACUUAUAUAUUAUUCGAUACCGGAGCUAGUAGAUCAUUUAUUUCUAGUGAGCUUGCACGUUUCCCUUUAUUCCCGAUAGAAAGAAUGUGUACACCUCUCGAAGUAGAAAUUGCCGAUUGUAAGAGUUACCUUUUGCACGAAAUAUGUAGAGGUUGUAGAAUCACUAUAGAUGAUGAAGAUUUUGAGAUUGAUUUGAUUCCCAUGGUUUUAGGAGAAUUUAAAGUAGUAGUAGGUAUGGAUUGGUUAUCCCGUUAUCACGCGGAAAUUUUAUGCGAAAACAAAAUUAUUCAUGUGACAUCCCCUAAAGGGAAAUGGGUAACCAUUCAUGGGGAAAGGGAAGUAGGGGCAAAAUUGUGUACUAUCUUAGAAGCAAUUAAGUACGUGAGGAAUGGAAGUAAAGCAUUUUUAGCCUAUGUUGUCGAUACCAAGUUAGGAGUUUCAAAAAUUGAAGAUACUAAGAUAGUGAAUGAAUACCCGGAUGUAUUUCCGGACGAAUUGCCGGGACUUCCACCCGAGCGGGAAGUCGAGUUUCGUAUUGAAUUAGAACCAAAUGCCAAACCGGUAGCCAAAGCCCCUUACCGGUUGGCACCCGCGGAAAAAGAUCUCAAUAUGAGGCAACGGAGAUGGUUGGAAUUGAUUAAAGAUUAUGACUGUGACAUUCUUUACCAUCCGGGUAAAGCUAAUGUUGUGGCGGAUGCACUUAGUCGGAAGGAAUACCCACCACCUAUUCGAGUGAAAUCAAUGAGAAUGAUAGUUACCCCAAACCUUCUUGAAACAAUACGCGAGGCGCAAGAUAAGUCCUUAAAUGUUGGUGAUCCGAAAAGUGAAAGAACGAAAGGGUUUGAAAAUGAAUUUGAAGUGAACGCAAGUGGGUUAAGGACGAGGUUUGCACGAAUUUAG
Messenger RNA from Helianthus annuus (common sunflower), 2067 nucleotides. RefSeq lists its product as uncharacterized. The transcript is spliced from 2 exons. Gene Ontology annotation, biological process: proteolysis. Lineage: Eukaryota; Viridiplantae; Streptophyta; Magnoliopsida; Asterales; Asteraceae. The record is from RefSeq and is a predicted model, not a curated record. Gene Ontology annotation, molecular function: nucleic acid binding; zinc ion binding; aspartic-type endopeptidase activity. Bases 1 to 2067 code for a protein of 688 amino acids.